AUGGCUCUUUGGCAACUUGGUGCUAGCUGGCUUGGGGUGGAUCUUGGUACCACAACUGCUCCUAAGGAUCAUCUCUUCAAGUUCAAAAUUGGCUGGAAUAACACCCAGAAGCGCAUUUCAUUGACUGUGUGGUUAGCAAUUAUUUGGACACUUUGGAUUGGAAGGAACUCACUUGUGUUUAGAGGAAAUCAAUUUAACUAUGAAGAGGCUCUUGAUCAAGUUAAACGACAUUCAUGGACUUGGAUGAAUGCCAAUGUCAAGGAUUUUUGCUAUUCUUUUUAUGAGUGGCAUUCUAACCCUCUGGCUUGUAUUCAAGGACUUUGUUGA
This is a messenger RNA of Lotus japonicus, 327 nucleotides long. RefSeq lists its product as uncharacterized. The record is from RefSeq and is a predicted model, not a curated record. NCBI's taxonomy places the organism in Eukaryota, Viridiplantae, Streptophyta, Magnoliopsida, Fabales, Fabaceae. The coding region runs from base 1 to 327 and encodes 108 amino acids. The transcript has a single exon.